This is a messenger RNA of Gloeophyllum trabeum ATCC 11539, 1111 nucleotides long. RefSeq lists its product as uncharacterized. The transcript has 9 exons. Lineage: Eukaryota; Fungi; Basidiomycota; Agaricomycetes; Gloeophyllales; Gloeophyllaceae. The record is from RefSeq and is a predicted model, not a curated record. Bases 189 to 764 code for a protein of 191 amino acids.
AGCGUCCCACCACCGCUGCGCGACAGCGACACCCCCACCCUUCGUUGUUCUCCAGUCCGGACGAGUAGGCUCAAGGCAGGAAAUUUAUAGAGGAAUUCGGAAGAAGUCGUUCGCCUGUUCUUGAACGUUUCGCGUAAUUGCCUCCUAUCUUUUCGCAAGUCCGACCCUUUCACAGUCUUACGAACACGAUGUGGUGUGAUAACUGUCUCCUCCUUUUGCCACUCAGAGGGGGCGCAAUUGCGUGGGCUGUAGUCAUUGCUGCCUACAGUCUUGCCGGUGGUUUGUUCCUGCUCAUCGACGGCCAAUAUUUAUUCUUCGAGUUCCCUGAAUGGCAGAUUUACGGUGGUAUUGGAGUCGGUGUGUGCGCCCUAGCCGUCAUCAACAUCUUCGCCCUCUCCAAUCGAUCGUACAUCUGGACACGAGUCUGCAAGUUCCUCUGGCCGUUUGUCAUAGUGAUCUGCGCGGUUCGCGCGAUCCUGAUGAUCGUGGAACUGCAGCGCGGCAAGGACAAGAUCCAGUGGGAGUGCGCGAACGGGGGCCAAGUCUGGACUUCGAAUGCGGACUAUACUAGCAGCACAUCGUCCUUCCCUGCCGGGUUCUGUACAUCGGGAUUCAACAGUCUGAAUUGGGCGUUCAUUUUUAGUCUGGUCAUUGACCUUGCAUUCCAGAUGUACAUGUUCUUCCUCACAUGGCGAUUCGAGAAACGGCUGGAGCACUACUCCGGUCUCAAGGGUCCGUUCUACGGAGGAUACUACAACGCCUAACAUGCCCCCACAAUUGUCAACAGUGGACUUGUGCCUAUGCGCACGUAAUUGUGACGGGACCUAUUGCUGACUCUCCAUUCUUAUUUAUCUCGAAGACAUUGACAACUUUACUUUCAUUGCUUGGUUGUUGUUGCCCGUUGGCUAUCAUGUUACGACCCCUCACGACCUUACGAAAUCCACUUACGUCCAGUUCUGCGCUUGCUUUCCAGAUGACUGAUUUUCUGAUACUUAGUAGCUACUACAUUUCACAUGCUCCGCUCCAGAUGUUGGCGUGGAUCAGUCCCUGUAACUUUGGUUCGAGGCGCCCUGCAGGGGGCGCGGUACGGAGAAUAUUACCCCAUGUCCCC